Molecule: messenger RNA, 2720 nt
Organism: Elgaria multicarinata webbii
Lineage: Eukaryota; Metazoa; Chordata; Lepidosauria; Squamata; Anguidae
Gene: DPYS
Product: dihydropyrimidinase
Exons: 10
Coding region: 154-1656 (500 amino acids)
Biological process (GO): pyrimidine nucleobase catabolic process
Cellular component (GO): cytoplasm
Molecular function (GO): dihydropyrimidinase activity
Source: RefSeq, a predicted model, not a curated record
GGAAAUGGUUAACCGCUUGAACUCGCCGCUUCCAGUAGGCAAUGUUACACGUGACUGGGAGGGAGCCUUAAAAGUGCUGACACCGCGGUGCCGAAAACUCAGCCUGGGUUUCCAGAAACUUUUAGGGUUGAGGUGAGGGAGAAAGCGGCCGCCAUGCAGAAGAUUUUGAUCAGAGGUGGGCGAGUGGUCAACGAUGACUUCUCGCAAGUGGCCGAUGUGUACGUAGAGGAUGGGGUCGUGCAAGCGGUGGGGCCGCAUCUCCAGCCCUCAUCCCUCGCCGCGGUCCAGGUGAUCGACGCCUCCAACCUGUUGGUUCUGCCCGGAGGGAUUGAUACUCACACACACAUGCAGUUCCCUUUCAUGGGGACGCAGUCCAAAGAUGACUUCUAUCAAGGCACUAAGGCUGCCAUAGCAGGAGGCACUACAAUGAUAAUUGACUUUGCAAUCCCUCAGAAAGGAUGUUCUCUUCUUGAAGCCUAUGAGACAUGGAGAAGCUGGGCAGAUCCCAAAGUCUGCUGUGAUUAUGCUUUGCAUGUGGCAGUCACAUGGUGGAGUGACAAGGUCAAAGAAGACAUGAAAAUCCUUGCUCAGGAAAAAGGGGUCAAUUCCUUUAAGAUGUUUAUGGCAUAUAAAGAUGUCUAUAUGGUUGGAGAUCUUGAAUUACACUCAGCAUUUUCUCAAUGCAAACACAUUGGUGCAAUUGCUCAAGUCCAUGCAGAGAAUGGAGAUUUGAUUGCAGAGGGUGCAAAGAAGAUGUUAGCCAUGGGAAUAACUGGUCCAGAGGGACAUGAAUUAUCUCGCCCUGAAGAAGUGGAAGCGGAAGCUACCCUGAGAGCCAUCACCAUAGCAAACUCAGUGAACUGCCCACUUUAUGUAGUUCAUGUGAUGAGCAAGUCUGCAGCCAAGGUGAUAGCGGAUGCACGGAGAGAAGGGAAAGUUGUAUAUGGGGAGCCUAUAGCUGCUGGUCUUGGCACAGAUGGGACUCACUACUGGCAUAAGGAAUGGCCGCAUGCUGCAGCACAUGUCAUGGGCCCUCCACUGAGGCCAGAUCGCACCACCCCAGACUACCUCAUGAGCCUUCUAGCCAAUGGUGAUUUGACUGUAACCGGGACGGAUAACUGUACCUUUGAUAUCUGCCAGAAGGCUUUGGGGAAGGAUGAUUUCACAAAGAUCCCAAAUGGGGUGAAUGGCGUGGAGGACAGGAUGUCAGUUAUAUGGGAAAAAGGAGUGCAUAGCGGCAAAAUGGAUGAAAACAGAUUUGUAGCCGUUACCAGCACAAACGCAGCUAAAAUCUUUAACCUGUACCCAAGGAAAGGAAGGAUAGCUGUGGGCUCUGAUGCUGACAUUGUCAUUUGGGACCCAAAAGCUAGAAGGACAAUCUCAGCAAAAACACAUCACCAUGCCAUUGACUUCAAUAUAUUUGAAGGUAUGGUCUGUCACGGCGUACCGAUUGUGACCAUUUCACGAGGCAAGGUGGUUUAUCAAAGUGGAGUCUUCCAUGUUGCAGCAGGAGAGGGGAGAUAUAUUCCACGUGCACCAUUCUCUGAAUAUGUCUACAAACGGAUCAGGCAGCGGGAUCAGGUCUGCCAGCCUGUUCCAGUCAAGCGAGCCCCAUAUGUGGGCAAAGUGAUUUCAACCACGACAGAACGAAAAUAAAGAUCACAAUACAGUUCAUCUGCAGGUCAAAACCAGACAAGAAUGAUUCUGUUGCCCUACUUAGAUCUGUUUUGGAGCCAUUGCAAUUUUGAUUUCAAUCCUUGAAGAUCCCUGAAUGAUUUACCACUAUUUACCAGCUAUAAUUAUCCUAAAGCAUGAAUGGCAUUUUGCUGUCUACCUUGGAAACUUGCAGAACAACUUCCUCUUUCACUGAAGAUAUUACGUGAAUAUUUUCUGAAGUCCACUGUGAUUUUACAUGACAACACAGAGAUUUCGCCACACUCUAGACCCUUCUCUGCAUUAGGUUGUAAUAUACACUUCAGGAUUGCAGUGUCAAAAGUGAAAUGAGUUAUUGGAUCAGCCUCUCAUCAGGAAACUACCAACCAUAUGGGCAGUAUCCUAUACAGGGGUGGCGCUGGAGGGGGGCAAGUGUCUCCCCAAACAAGGAGCUCAUCACCCCACUAACCACCACCUCCUUGCUGGACUCCUGUCAUUACCUUAAGGAAAGGCACUUUUCAAAUAUACAAGUGCAUUCAUAUAUUAUCAUCUCUGUAGCUAUUCUACCAUUCAGAUGCAGCUCUUGCGUCAAUAAAGGCUACAUAUUUUGCAGCUACUGACAUACACUUCAAGAUGCCAACAGACCAGUGGCAUUCCACUGUGGGGAAAGGAGAAACAUCUGACAUGCAGGACAGAGAAUUAACUUAAUUUAUUAUUUAUAUACGGGGUGCCUAAUAAUAAAAAGAAAAAAAUUCUAACCACAGAUUAAUAUUUUUGAAAAUUAAAAUUAAUUUCUUCUUCUGUGCUGUAGGCCUAAAGUAACCUUUCCCCCAUUUAUUUCACAAAUAAUAUGUUUAGGAUGGGAAUUUUAAUGUGAAAUAUACCAUUAUUUUUCUUUCAGAGAUCUGAACAUAUGGGACACAUCCCCUAAAAAUAUACUUUUCUCCUGUGCCCCUCAGCAUUUUUUUUAUGCCGCCACUGAUCCUAUACUGAUGCUGUACUCCCACUCAUUCUGUUGUGUCAGCAAGACCCACCGCUAUGGCAACAGAGAGUCAGUGCUUUGUAAA